Molecule: messenger RNA, 565 nt
Organism: Sardina pilchardus (European sardine)
Lineage: Eukaryota; Metazoa; Chordata; Actinopteri; Clupeiformes; Clupeidae
Gene: polr2l
Product: RNA polymerase II, I and III subunit L
Exons: 3
Coding region: 224-427 (67 amino acids)
Biological process (GO): transcription by RNA polymerase I; transcription by RNA polymerase II; tRNA transcription by RNA polymerase III
Cellular component (GO): RNA polymerase I complex; RNA polymerase III complex; RNA polymerase II, core complex
Molecular function (GO): zinc ion binding; DNA binding
Source: RefSeq, a predicted model, not a curated record
AUCAAACUUCAUGUCUUGGGGUUAAGACUGGCAUUCAAGAGGAAAAGUGUUUAAUAAUAGCUUAUUAAUAUUACUCUAUCACCAGAAGCAUCUCAAUAGUUUAAUUCAUCAGUGUUAAGUACGUCUUCUGCCCUUUUUUGUUGCAAAAGACAACCCGGAAGUUAAACACCAGUGUAGACGCACGCUAACGUAGAGCAAGACGUGAGGUCUCUCUUGCUACAUCAUGAUUAUUCCGGUGCGGUGUUUCACGUGUGGGAAAAUCGUUGGCAAUAAAUGGGAGGCUUAUUUGGGUCUGCUACAGGCUGAAUAUACAGAAGGUGAUGCUCUCGACGCUCUUGGGCUGAAGAGAUAUUGCUGUCGAAGAAUGCUGCUGUCUCACGUGGAUCUCAUUGAAAAGCUGCUGAAUUACGCACCCCUUGAGAAAUAAACAUGCAUGAGACUGUCCACCACACCAGCGGUCUCUUGAAUGGAUGUAUACCAUUACACAUUGUUAGUUUGCGAUACGUUCCCACUCUUUUCUGUUUAUGUAUCUUUUUGUAAUAAAAACUUGAAAUGAUCAACGAUA